Molecule: messenger RNA, 2013 nt
Organism: Papaver somniferum (opium poppy)
Lineage: Eukaryota; Viridiplantae; Streptophyta; Magnoliopsida; Ranunculales; Papaveraceae
Product: F-box protein At4g22390-like
Exons: 4
Coding region: 812-1549 (245 amino acids)
Source: RefSeq, a predicted model, not a curated record
UUUGUCAUUCUCGAAGAAAAGAUGAUAAACUUUAGUUUGAAACCCUUGAAAGGUGAAUCAGCUGAUGAAUUCCUAACCAUAGACACCAUACCAGGUACAAAGUCCCGAUUCUCUGUGAUCUGAAAGAGUCGCAUCUAUGGCAGCCAACUAGCCUGAGGAAAUAAUCGUCACCGCAAUUCCAUGGUCAAGACUAUCUCAAGAUUCAGGGUACUGGAGAUGAGAUGUUCAAAGUAAUGCUGGAACCAGAACAUUUGAAUGCCCCUUUUAAGUUCGGGGGUCUUAGAGGGUUGCCUGUGCAGAAUUGCUUGGUUUUACGAGGUUAGAGAUGUAGGGUGAUGAGGGAUCAUGGAGUAAGGGAAUCUUGGACCAACAAACAUGUUCCUCCAUUUCCUCGCGGCGCCUGAUACAUUUGUUCCAUAACGGUCUGAUUCGUUUGAAUCCGAAAUUACUACUAGUGUGACCCAAAAGCUGAAGAUGGUAUAAUGGAAGCUCCGAGUAGGGUCGAAUGUAGAACCAUAUGUAAGGUGUCCUUGUUUCACUAAACUUGGGUGCUUAUAGUUAUACAGAUGUAGAACUAACUGAGGCAUCUAAAGAACAAAAGAAGAAAAGCACUAAAGGCGUUUCUAAAUACCAAAGUUGUUGACUGGAGAAAAAGUUGUAGCAGCCAUGUCAAGCUUACCAGUAGAUAUCACCACCAACAUUCUCUCAAGGUUAGAAGUGAAGUGCAUCUUAAGGUACAGAGAUUUGUUCUGGUGAUUCUCUUUUCAAUGGGCUUUGGAACCCAUCGACUAGGGAAUACAAGAAACUGCCGAUGGAGACAGUGGAGUUCUCAUGUCCUUUAUCAUCUGAGAUACCAAUCCUCCAUUCAAUCACAUAUGGAUUUGUUUAUGAUUCCAACAUUGAGGAUUACAAGGUGGUCAAAGUCAUGGACCUUGGUCCUCAUGGUUCUGAAAUUAGUGUCUAUACUCUGACAUCAAAUUCAUGGAGGUGGGUUCAACACAUGCCUUAUGGAUUUUUUGUUGGACGACGACCUGGUGUGUUUGUUAAUGGAGCUCUGCAUUGGAUAGCAACUCAUGUUAAUGAGUUACGGAAAUCUGAAUCUAUUCUGUCUUUUAAUAUCAGGGAUGAGGGAAUCCAAGAAGUGUUAAAACCACAAGACGUAAAUGUAUCCAAUGUAACAUUGGGUUUGUUGGGGGAAUGCCUUUGCUUAGUUUCCCAACAUCCUAUGGCUCGUAGUGAUGUAUGGGUGCUGAAAGAUCACGGGGUGACUAAUUCUUGGACGAAACUUUUCAGCGUAAACCAACAGACAGCUAUUGAUGGAUGCAGAAUUUUGAAUCCAAUAUUUGCUUUUAAGAGCAGUGAGAUUCUUUUCGAGAAUAUGAAUGAUUUUAAUCUGUUGGUUUAUGACCCAGAGCAUGGAAGUGUCAUCAUUCCAAAGGUUCGUGGUACUCCAAUGUGCUCAUAUUAUACAACAAUCAAUGUGAGGAGCCUAGUUUCACUUGAUUCAGGUACUUAUGUGGGUCAAGAAGAACCAGAAGAAACAACAUGACAGAAAAACGUUUUUCUGGAUAUGUUAUAAUUUUUUCUUUAAGGAGUAUCUCAUACCAUAUGGAGCUUACAUUAGUUCUUGUUAUCUCUCAGGAUUUUUUGUUGGUCUAGAUCCUAAAUUGGUUAAAUAGGAUGCAUUUUUGCAAAAUUUUAUCUGUCAUUUUUUUUUUUUUGAAAGGUCUGUCAUUUUCAUAUAUUGGUCCAAUCUUAAUUUGAGAGCUGUUUUAUUUGCUUUAGAGAUAGUCUGCUGUGUUCCUCUCUGUGUGCGUGCACUUUUUCAUGUUCUGAAUUAGGUACGUUAAUAACUGGGUAUAUGAAUGCAGAUUCAUUAAGUUUUAAUUGAUGGGAAUUUUUUCCCUUACCUAUUAGGUGCUGGAUACUUGGAUAUGCUUUAUAAGUUGAAUUAGGCUGUUGUAAUUUAAACCUAUCUUUUCUGCCACAUACUUAUAUAGAUAUUCAUUUGUU